Molecule: messenger RNA, 777 nt
Organism: Hevea brasiliensis (rubber tree)
Lineage: Eukaryota; Viridiplantae; Streptophyta; Magnoliopsida; Malpighiales; Euphorbiaceae
Product: pentatricopeptide repeat-containing protein At1g63080, mitochondrial
Exons: 6
Coding region: 1-777 (258 amino acids)
Molecular function (GO): protein binding
Source: RefSeq, a predicted model, not a curated record
AUGAGGACUACUAGCUUUUGGAGGACAUAUAGAUAUGCAGGAGGUGUCCAUGAUAGAAAUGGGUCUUCCAGUGGUGUAUGUGUUGAUAGAUGUGUGGAGGAUGUUGGUGACUCGAACCUUGCAGUGAAGGAUCUCAAUACCAAUGGCAAAAUCCUCAAAUUUGGAUUGGAUCCUCAGACUGUGACAUUUACAAGGGUAAAAUCGAUCAAGCGUCGUCAACGUGAUGUUUAUGGCAAAUGGAAUCAAGCUUUGGCCUUGUUGAAUGAAAUGGUGGGGCAGAACAUAUCACCAAAUGUUGUUAGCCUCAAUGAAUUGAUUGGUAGUCUUUGUAAGAAAGGAAUGAUUACAGAUGCUCAAUGCAAAUGGAAUCAAGCUUUGACUUUAUUGAAUGAAAUAGUGGGACAGAACAUAUCACCAAAUGUUAUUAGCUUCAAUAUAUUGAUUGACACUUUUUUAUGGAAAGAAUGGUUUCAGAGGUUCAAGCAUAGCCAAAUGGAUGAAGCUAGCAAAGUAUUUGCUCUGAUGGUACGCAAUGGAAUAGUUGAUGCCUUUAGUUACAAUAUCUUGAUUAAUGGAUGCUGCAAGAGCAAAAGGAUAGAUGAAGCAAAGGGUCUUUUUAACGAAAUACCUAAAAAAUGUUUGGUUCCUAGCUUUGUUGCAUAUUAUAAAGGGUCUGUGUCAGGCAGUGAGGUUGUGAACUGCACAAGAGGUUUACAAGAACAUGUGUUCUCAGAAUCAGCAGCUAGAUAUAAUAACUUUCUCAAUUUUGCUCAAUGA